Messenger RNA from Phoenix dactylifera (date palm), 2355 nucleotides. NCBI's taxonomy places the organism in Eukaryota, Viridiplantae, Streptophyta, Magnoliopsida, Arecales, Arecaceae. The record is from RefSeq and is a predicted model, not a curated record.
UAAGGACAACGCGCCGCGAAAAUCCACGGUAACGCCGCUCGUUGCCCGUUUUCCUCCCAAUCUUUCCCUCUCUUGCGUUACAAGAACCCUCUCAAAACCCUCUCCAAUGGCGGACGGCUUCUGAGAAAAAAACAGAAAAAACUAGGGUUUCCGUCCCCCAAGAAUGGCUCUCUCCACGGUGCUCCGCCUCACCUCCUCUUCUCUGGCGCGCUACCGCCCGCCCUUUCCCUCCCUCCGCGCCUCUAUCUCUUUCUCCCGUAGCGGCUUCUCCGAGCUCCGGUUCCUCUCCACCGCCCCUGGGCGCUCCGUCCGGGUCGCGAGAUCGAAGCGGAGGGAUGGAGACGAUGAGGUCGGGAGGGCGAAGGAGGAGAAGCGGGAGGAAGGGGGCAAUGGGGGCUUGAUGGUGAAGGAGAGGAGCAGCGCGCGAGAUGGGAGGAUCGUCCCCGCUGAGCUCCACAAGGAAGCGACCGAGGCCUACAUGGCCUAUGCCAUGUCAGUUUUGCUCGGCCGCGCCUUGCCGGACGUUAGGGAUGGGUUGAAGCCCGUGCACCGGAGGAUACUGUUUGCAAUGCAUGAGCUGGGCCUUUCAUCUCGUAAGCCUUUCAAGAAAUGUGCGAGGGUUGUUGGCGAGGUCUUAGGUAAGUAUCAUCCCCAUGGAGAUACUGCUGUUUAUGAAUCUUUAGUGCGGAUGGCACAGGACUUCUCCAUGCGAUGUCCUCUUAUUCGAGGACAUGGAAACUUUGGAUCAAUUGAUGCCGAUCCUCCUGCCGCUAUGCGUUACACUGAGUGCAGAUUGGACGCACUUACUGAAGCCAUGCUCUUAACUGAUUUAGAACUGAAUACGGUUGACUUUGUUCCAAAUUUUGACAAUUCACAAAAAGAGCCAUCUCUUUUGCCGGCUCGUAUCCCAAUUUUAUUGUUGAAUGGUUCUUCUGGAAUUGCGGUUGGAAUGGCAACAAAUAUUCCUCCUCAUAAUCUUGGGGAGCUUGUGGAUGCACUUUCUGCUUUGAUCCAUAAUCCUGAGGCUACACUCCAAGAACUGCUGGAAUACAUGCCUGGACCUGAUUUCCCAACUGGAGGAAUGAUCAUGGGGAAUGCUGGAAUCUUGGAGGCGUAUAGAACUGGAAGAGGACGCAUAAUAGUUAGAGGAAAGACUGACAUGGAAGUGCUUGAUGAAAAAACCAAACGCACUGCCAUAAUAAUAAAGGAGAUCCCUUACCAAACAAACAAAUCUGCUCUGGUGGAGAAAAUUGCUGAACUUGUGGAAGACAAGAUUUUAGAAGGCAUAAGUGAUAUUCGUGAUGAAAGUGACCGAUCUGGGAUGCGUAUAGUGAUAGAGCUGAAAAGAGGGUCAGAUCCAGCCAUAGUUCUCAACAACCUUUUCCGUCUUACUGCUCUUCAGUCUAGCUUCAGCUGCAACAUGGUAGGGAUUCUUGAUGGGGAGCCAAAGCUAAUGGGAUUGAAAGAGUUGCUUCAGGCAUUCCUUGACUUCAGAUGUUCUAUUAUUGAAAGACGUGCAAGAUUUAAGCUUUCUCAAGCACAAGAGAGGAAGCAUAUUAUAGAGGGCAUCAUUGUGGGCCUCGACAAUUUGGAUGCUGUAAUUAAUAUAAUUAAGGAAACCUCAAGUAAUGCAAUUGCUAAAGCUGCAUUAAUGAAGGCAUAUUGUUUAUCUGAAAAGCAAGCUGAAGCUUUAUUGGACAUAACCUUGAGAAAACUCACUUUACUUGAGAGAAAGAAGUUUAUAGAUGAAGCUGAAUCCUUAUCAGCACAGAUUUCUAAGCUGAAUGAGCUCUUGUCAAGUAAGAAGCUCAUGUUUCAGCUUAUUGAACAAGAAGCAGUUGAGCUAAGGAAUAAAUUUGGAACUCCAAGGCGUUCUUCAUUGGAAGAUGCAGGAAGUAGUCAACUUGAAGAAAUAGAUGUGAUUCCUAACGAAGAAAUGCUUUUGAGUCUCAGUGAGAAAGGUUAUGUUAAGCGGAUGAAAUCUAACACCUUUAAUCUACAACAUCGGGGUACUAUUGGAAAAUCUGUUGGAACGAUGCGAUUGAAUGAUACAAUGUCUGACUUCAUUGUCUGUCAUACGCAUGAUCACAUCCUUUAUUUCAGCUUUCAUGCAGAUCCCAUCCAGAGUUAUGUGGCCUUUGCUGUACUUUAUUUUACCUUCAUGUUUUGCUUCAAGAUAAAUCUUGAAAGCAUAGGUUAAGAAGGGAGUGGUUUUACAAUACUGUGCAGUAGUUUCAAUCGUUUUUGUUUGCAUUGUGAAUAAGCCUGUCUCUGCUUUAUAUAAUUCAGCAGGCUUGGGGGAAACUGCCAUAGGACUAUUGUAACUUUAUAAAUGCAUUCCCCUUUUUUAAUUGG